Tripterygium wilfordii is the source of this 2189-nucleotide messenger RNA. Its product is annotated as transcription termination factor MTERF15, mitochondrial. The transcript is spliced from 2 exons. Gene Ontology annotation, molecular function: double-stranded DNA binding. The coding region runs from base 37 to 1371 and encodes 444 amino acids. Gene Ontology annotation, biological process: regulation of DNA-templated transcription. The record is from RefSeq and is a predicted model, not a curated record. NCBI's taxonomy places the organism in Eukaryota, Viridiplantae, Streptophyta, Magnoliopsida, Celastrales, Celastraceae.
CUCAAAACUUCGCACUGAUGCGUAGUCGUCAAUCUAAUGGCAGCUAGAUUUCUCCUAAAUAGAGCCGCUCUCUAUCAAUACCUAUCAUUCGCCAAUCCAAAACCCCAAUUUCUUUCUUCAGUUCAAUUUUCCCAACAAUCGCAUACACAAGGUAGAAAACAUAUUUCUCUUGCAAAUCUCCUCCAAAGAUACGGUUUUCCUUCCUCUGUGCUUCGCAAUUUACUCGCAACAAAUCACUUCUUAUUGAGUUCUGAUUCACAUGACAUCGAAAAGUCUCUGGGUAUUCUCUUAUCCUUCAGAAUUCCCCAGAAAUCGCUCGUUUCAUUGAUAUCAGACUGCCCUGGAGUUUUGGAAUUGGAAUUCCUUAAGAAAUGGAAAGUGGGUUUUUCAAAAUCUGGGAACUUGGGUUUGCCCCCAAUGGCAAUCAAGAGUAUUCUGGAAUAUGCAAGAAGGUUUCAGACGGACCCAGAUGGGUUUCAAAGGAGUUUGGGGCUUUUGAAGGGUUUAGGGUUCACUCAAGGCACUGUAAGUAGAGUUUUAGAGGGCUUUCCUGGGGUGAUGAUGCUGAGAGAAAGUGAGAUUGAACGGAGAAUCGAGUUCCUGUUGAGCAUUGGUAUUCCCAUGGAAGGAAUUCAAUGUAUUUUACAUUCUUUUCCUGAGGUUUUAGGAUAUGGAGUAGAAAACAGGCUAAUACCAUUGCUUGAUGAGUUUGGGAAUUUGGGUUUUGGCAAAGAUUUUGUUAGGAAAGAGAUUGUUAGAGAACCAGAAAUUCUCAGGUUGGAAUUAGGGGAGCUUUCCCGAUGCUUGCAAUUGUUGAGAUCCUUAAAAUGUAGGGAGCGAAUAAAAGAGCAAAUUUUCAACGAGGGUGCUUUUAGAGCUGGGUUUGAAGUGAAACUGAGAGUUGAUUGCUUAUGCAAACAUGGACUGCUUCGUAGGGAAGCAUUCACAGUGUUGUGGAAAGAACCGAGAGUGAUCAUGUACAAGCUGGAAGAAAUUGAAAGAAAGAUUGACUUCUUAGUUAAGAAGAUGAAAUUCAAUGUGGGUUGCUUGAUUGAAGUUCCAGAGUAUUUAGGUGUGAAUUUUGAGAAGCAGAUUGUUCCUCGGUACAAUGUGAUUGAGUAUUUGGAAUCCAAAGGUGCACUGGGUUGUGAGAUUGGAUUGGGGAGUCUAGUUAAACUGAGUAGGCUUAGAUUUUAUAACUUAUAUGUCAAGCCAUACCCAGAAUGUGAAGAAUUAUAUGGCAGGUUUUCAGAUGUCCAUGUCAAAAGUCGACAUCCAGCUGGUUUAUGGAAGCUUUUUCAACCACCAAAGUACCCAGAUUCAAGGGAAGAUGUGAAGAACAUGAAGGCCUUUGUGGAAUCACUGGUCUAGCAGAAUGGAGUUUACUUAUUGAGCUGAAUUUGGUAAGCUCCUGAAAAGACAUUUAGGAGUUUCACUGAGUGGCAAGGAUCAAAAUUCUGGUAUUGUCACAAGAACCCACUUCCCUUUUUUUUUUUUUCUGCUACACCUCAUUGAGGAACUUCAAAAUCAGUGCAAACUUAUGGAACAUUUUUUCAUGCUUUCGACUGUUGAAGACCUUGACAUUUAGGGUACCGAUAAAAGUGAAUUGUAAACAAGGGUGCUUUUAGAGCUUGGUAUGAAGUGAAAUUGGGAGUUGAUUGCAUAUGCUUACAUAGGUUGGUUCGUACAGACUCAUUCACAGUACUGUGUGGAAAGCUCCUUGGGUGAUUACGUAUGAGAGAGAAGAUACUGAGAAAGAGAGUGCAAAAUUAUGGAACAUUUUUUUUCAUGCUUUCAGCUGUUGAAGGCCUUGAAAUUUAGGGUACCAAUCAAAGUGAAUUGUAAACAAGGGUUCUUUUAGAGCUCGAUAUGAGGUGAAAUAGGAAGUUGAAUGCAUAUGCUUACAUAGGUCGCUUUGUACCGACUCAUUCACAGUGCUAUGUGGGAAGAUCCUUGAGUGAUUACGAAUGACUAUGAGAGAGAAGAUACUAAGAAAGUGCCAUCUUCUUGUGCAGGAUGACUUUUGCAGAGGGGUUGAUUGUUCAAAUUUUUUGGUUGUGAAUUUUGAGAGGAUGGUUCCUCAAGUGGGAUUAGAGUAUUUCUGGCUUUCUGCCCAAAAGGUGCACCUGGUUAUUGGGUGGCAAUGAGGGGUGGUAAAAUUGUGUUGGCAUGGAUUUCCCUCAACCAUU